UAACCCUAGAGCUAGGUCAUUCGACGGAGAUAUGUUUCCUUCAUCCAACUUCUCUUUCUCAGCGUCGUCGCUGUUUUCAGCGUACGCAUCCUUAAGCGGAUUCUUGAUGCUCGUUAGAUCGAUGUUCCACGAUUUCAUACCGGAGAAUCUCCGAUCAUACAUCACCAAAUUACUCGAACGGUUUUUCACUCCGAAAUCGAAGAAAGUGACUAUGGUUAUCGAAGAAUAUAUGGCAUAUAAGAGGAACCAAGUGUUCGACGCGGCGGAGAUGUACCUCCGGAACAGAAUCGGGCCCGAAACUGCCCGUUUACGAGUCGGUAAACUCCCAAAGCAGAAGCACUUCACAAUCUCGGUCGAGAAAGGCGAAGAGCUCUUGGAUACUUUCGAGAACUGCGAGAUGAGAUGGACUUACGUUGAAUCAGAGAACGAGAAAGAGAAUGAAGUGAAAUGUUACUACGAGCUCACGUUCGAGAAGAAGCUUAGAGAUAAAGUCAUCAACUCUUAUUUGAGCCACGUUAUAGCCGAAUCGGAGAAGAUUAAGAGGUCCUUGAGAGUGGUGAAGCUUUAUAGCAAGGAUGUGUAUUCGAGAAAAGAUGAUGAUGGUAUGGCUCGUGGGAACUGGGGAUGUAUCAAUCUUGAGCAUCCAUCGACCUUUGAUACAUUGGCAAUGGACCCGGAUGCGAAGAAGAAGAUCAUUGAUGAUUUGGAGAGGUUCUUGAAGAGGAGAGAGUUUUACAAGAGAGUUGGUAAAGCUUGGAAGCGAGGUUACUUGUUGUAUGGUCCUCCAGGAACUGGUAAAUCAAGCUUGAUUGCUGCAAUGGCUAAUUAUUUGAAGUUUGAUGUGUUUGAUCUUGAUCUUAGUAGUAUAUAUGACAAUGGUAGUCUGAAGCGCAUCUUGUUAUCUACCACGAAUCGUUCGAUUUUGGUUAUUGAGGAUAUCGAUUGUAGUUCCGAGGUGAUAGACAGGGAAGCAGAAUCCGAUUCCGAAGAUGGUUAUGCAUAUGCAAAGGUGACUCUAUCAGGGAUUUUGAAUUUCAUUGAUGGGUUAUGGUCAAGUUUUGGGGAUGAGAGAAUCAUAGUGUUUACGACCAACCACAAAGAACGGCUAGACCCUGCUCUGUUACGUCCUGGAAGAAUGGAUGUGCAUAUCAACAUGUCUUAUUGUACAGGGCUAGCAUUUAGGACAUUGGUCACUACUUACCUUGGUUUAGACGGCUUAAACCAUCCUCUCUGCGAGGAAAUCGAGAAGCUGAUCGAUUCUACUGAAGUUACUCCUGCUGAGUUAGCUGAAGAGCUGAUGCAAGACGAUGACACUGACAUUGUUCUUCGUGGAGUAGUUAGUUUUGUUGAGAAGAGGAAGGUCGAGCGAAGCAAAAUCAAGGAGCUGGAGGAUGCUAUGUGUAAAGUAAUUGAUGAUGACUACGUAGUUGAUGAUGACGAUAUACACAAUUAUGGUUCUAGGAAUGGUUCGAAUAAGAAGAAAGGGAAAGGAAGAGGCAGAGGGAAAGGGAAAGGGAAAGGAAAAGGAAAUUAA
Molecule: messenger RNA, 1534 nt
Organism: Camelina sativa (false flax)
Lineage: Eukaryota; Viridiplantae; Streptophyta; Magnoliopsida; Brassicales; Brassicaceae
Source: RefSeq, a predicted model, not a curated record